Arctia plantaginis is the source of this 2625-nucleotide messenger RNA. Lineage: Eukaryota; Metazoa; Arthropoda; Insecta; Lepidoptera; Erebidae. The record is from the annotation of a GenBank genome assembly.
AUGCUUAAGUGGGCAGUCUACGGUAAAAAGAAUCAAGACCAGGUAGGCAAAGAAAACGAUAAUGAAGAUUGUGAAUGCAUUGAGGGUUCUUACAAUAUUAACAACAAAAAUAGAAGAUCACUUGAUGCUCAGACCGUUAAAAAGAGCAAAAAGCCAAGCAGAUAUCAGCGGAGAUCAUUAGGAUCGACUGCAGCUAGAAAAAAUCUACGAGCCGUAGAUAAAGAAAAUUUGAAUUAUUUAGGAAAUACACCAAACUAUUUCAAAGAAGGUUUUAUCAAAAAGCCUGAAGGCAUUGCCUUAAAAGACGUUAGUAAUAUUACACCAACAGGUACUCCAGUCAAAAAUUACGAAAGGAAAAAGUACUUUCUAGGUGGUUCUAAAGAUGAUAUACCUCCUGAUUUACCUCCAACACCACCUACAUAUAGCAGAAGAGUCAGAGAAGCUAAAAAACGAAAAUUAGAAAUGGCGAGUGCAAACGAUGUUUUUAAGAGGGAUAGUUUUGAAUACAAAUCUGAAAGACAAAUUAAGUCCAUUGAUAGGAAUUCGUUUAGUCCUAAAUUGAGUCACAGCACUUCGGCACCAUCUUUAAAUGAACUAUCUGACAGAUUGAGUGCAAGUACUGCAAGUAGUAGAAAUUCAUUCUGCCAAGGAAGACCCUCUAUUAAUCCAGUAUGUACAACAAAGACAGCAAACGAAGGAUUAGUUGAAAUUGAAUAUGAUCAAAAUUUGGUUAUCAAUUGUGUAGAGAUACCUCUAAAUAUAGACACAAGUGUUGCAGAAAAAAUUACCUUGCCUAUAUUCGGACAUCACAUAUUUAUGGAUAAUCCACUUUACUUUAAUAAUAAUGAUAUCAUUCGCACAAAUAUUAGACCAUUAAAAAGAACAAGAAAGAAAUCAACUGAAUUCGAGAGUUCUUUUAAAUCUCCAUCCGUAGAUAAGAAAGAUGUACAUGCAUUAGUUAGAGAUGGUUGUUCUCCUAUAUCUAUUACACCUCUUUCUACUAAGCUAGCUGCUUUAAGAUUCAGUACAAUGAGUACGCAUAGCAAAUCUCAAAGAGUUCCUUUUAAUAAUGAUGUUACAGAGUUUUUCCCUAAAGUUGAAAAUCCUUUUACUAUUCCACUAAAAGACGAAGAGAGUUGUAUUGAAAUGGAAAAUAAAUUCAUCUUGAGUAAAGAAACAACCAACAAUGAUACAGGUUCAACUGUAUCAACAACCCAAAUGGGAGAUGUAACUCUUGAGAGAAUGAUUGAAGAUAUAAUAAAAAGUACUAAAAUUGUGAAAUCAAGAAGAAGAGUAUUGAACAAAACUUCGAAUACUGAAGAGAAGAGAAUAGAAGAAGAAAUGCCUUCACUUGAUGCAGUCAAAGCUUUAUUUGUUAAUACCCAGGCAGAGAACAAAACAAAUCUAAUAAAAGAAGCUAAAUAUGUAAAUUUGUCUAGGGAAAACUCCUUAUCACCAAAAGCAACGCCGACGAAAAAGAUGCCAGUACAAAGAGUGAACGAUAAGUUACUAAAGAACCUACCAAUGGGAUGUUUUAUCUUAGAUGACGGAGAUGGCUACAAUGAAAGAGAAGUAAGAACUCCAGACAAUGCCAUUGAAAUGAAGCGUAAAUCAGGUUCAAAGAAGCGACUAAGUGUGCUUACUAGAUCACAGUCUAUGAAUACGUCUCUCAGGAGAAGUAAUUUGGAGACUACGUCAUCGGAAUCUACACCUGAUUUGUAUGCCUUGGGAAACGAACGCGCUAGCCUGAGGUUGAAACGGCAAAGAUGUAUUCGGAGAAAAAAGUCUACAGUCAGUAAUGAAAGUCAUUGCAAAAACAGAGAUAAUAAAACAUCAAUACUGACUCUAGAGAUUGGAAUUCCAAGCCCAGCUACUGAGUUGCCUAACACCUCUUUAUGUGAGCCACUAAGCCCACCACUUUCUCAUCCAACAGAAUCUGAUGACUAUCAGAAUAUUUCCUUGAGAUCAGAUGUUUCGCACAGUAGUUUGAUGCCUUACGACAAUGCACACAAUAAAAGAUCUAGAGAUCUGUUCGGUUUGAAUCUAGAACAUGGGAUACCAAGCCCUAUUACUCCUGUUCCUAACCUCAAAAGGCCUGGUAAAGUGUUGAGCGAAGAGCGAGCUCAUAAAACUAGCAAGUUAGAUGAGGAGCUACUUCAAACUGAAGCGUAUACUCCUGUUAUUGAGCAUAAAUCGAUACGACGAUGUUUGACUUACUCUCCCGAAGAAUAUAGCAUUAAUAGUAGCGAAGAAAAAAGAAGAAGCGUUGCGAGUAAUCGUUUAGAGCAGAGCAGCGAACGCUUUCAAGCGCUCAAAGGGACGAUAGAUUUGGCAAUCAUGACGAAUAAUGACGUCAUUGACGUGCACGUUAUAAGAUGCCGAGAUCUUCAAAGAUCUACAGGAAAAACAGAUGACAUCAACGCAUAUGCAAAGGUUGUCAUUAGUGGCGUAACAGAACAUCAGACGAUUCCCUCCCAAAGAUCGAUCUUUCAAAGAACGUCGGUGUUAUAUGGCAAGCGUGAACCGGAGUUUCAAAGGCAUUUGCGGCUGCCUUUGCCCACAGCUGUCUAUGAUCACCAGGCUCUACACAUCUCCGUCUGGCAUAGAGAUAAAAAAUAUCGGUAA